AAGGACCAGCUUCCAUUGUCGCUAAGCUAACAUGGAAAUCAACGAUCAGACGUACGCUGCUUUACAGCAGUACCUUCAGCAGACGUUUGACCCCAGAACUCAGAAACAAGCCGAGCAAUCCCUGGCACAAGUAGAGGUUCAGCGUAACUUCCCACUACUGGUGAUCAAGCUUAUUGGUGACCAAUCUGCCGAUCAAACUCUUCGAUUCGCGGCUUCUGUGUUCUUCAAAAACUAUGUCAAGCGCCAUUGGGUUCCGGAUGAUGAGAAUGCAAACAAGAUUUAUCCCGAGGACCGCGCUGCAAUCAAAAGUCAGAUUGUCGAUCUAAUGAUCUCUGUGCCGGAAAGGCUGCAGUUUCAGGUGAGCGAAGCGUUAAGUAUCAUUGCUUCGUCAGAUUUCCCUGAAGAUUGGCAAGAGCUGCUGCCGACCUUGAUCAGCAAAUUCAGCACCACAGACUAUCAAGUGAAUAAUGGCGUCCUGCAAACUGCCCAUUCUAUUUUCAAGCCUUGGCGAUCCCAAUUCAGAACUGAUACUCUGUUUAUGGAUAUAAAAUAUGUUCUCGACAAUUUCUGUGAGCCUUACCGACAGCUUUUCGCAACUACCGAUAAGUUGAUCACGGAUUAUGCCAGUGAUGCAGCAGCUUUGCAAAUCUUGUCACAAUCUCUAUUACUUCUUGUCAAGAUCUACUACGAUCUUAAUUGUCAAGAUUUGCCGGAGUUCUUUGAGGAUAAUAUGGGUUAUUUCAUGGAACUCUUCCACAAAUACUUGACCUACAACAAUGGACUUCUGCAAUCAGAUGAUGAGGAGGAAGCUGGCGUUUUAGAAAAAGUCAAGGCAGGCAUUUGCGAAAUCAUAGAGCUCUACACCCAGCGAUACGAAGAAGAGUUCAAACAGCUACCUACUUUUUUUACAACUGUGCUUCAAUUGCUCAUUAGCACGCCGCAGGAACCGAAAUACGAUGUGUUGGCAAGCAAAGCUUUGUCAUUCCUCACAAGUGUUGUAAGGCUAUAUAAGCAUGCUAAUAUCUAUGGAGAAGAAAGUACGAUGAAAUUGAUGUGUGAGAAGAUCGCUCUUCCCAAUAUGGCAUUGCGAUCCAAUGAUGAGGAGUUAUUUGAGGACGAUCCCAUAGAGUACAUUCGACGUGAUUUGGAAGGAUCUGAUUCCGACACGCGUAGGCGAGCUGCGGCUGAUUUCGUUCGUGGACUUAUGGAGCAUUUCGAAUCUCAAGUAACAAGUAUUUUCUUGGGUUAUAUUCAACAUUACCUCCAGCAAUACUCUGUCAACCCUGAGGCGCACUGGAAGGACAAAAAUACUGCCAUCUUUCUGUUGACAGCUAUUGCCACCAAAAGUGGCACAGCCCAGCAUGGUGCUACCAGUAUCAAUGCCAACAUUGAUGUUGUUGACUUCUUUUCGAAAUAUAUCUUGAGCGAUCUGCAGUCACCUAUUGCAUCCGGCAAUCCCAUCUUGAAGGUCGAUGCCAUUAAAUAUCUCUAUACCUUCAGACAUCAGCUGACCAAGGAGCAACUGGUUACUGUUUUCCCACUUUUGGUUGAACAUUUGAAAUCGGAUAGUUAUGUUGUUUACACAUACUCAGCGGUUACCAUUGAGCGAAUUCUGUUUAUCAAAAAGGGAAACGCCAUGCUUUUUACACAAUCAGACAUACAGCCAUACGCCGAAACGCUCUUGGAGUUGCUCUUUAAGCAAAUUGAGAAGGGCCAAACACCCGAAAAAUUGGCGGAAAACGAUUAUUUGAUGAGAGCUAUCAUGAGAGUCAUCAUCACCAGCCGCCAAGGCAUGACACCUUAUGUCAAUGUCAUCAUGUCCAAACUUACAAACAUCCUUGCGAUUGUAAGUAAGAAUCCUAGUAACCCUCGGUUUAAUCAUUAUGUUUUUGAGAGCAUUGGCGCCUUGAUCCGAUUCAUUUGCCCAUCAUCCCCUGCUGCCGUGGCUGAAUUCGAAAAUCUCCUCUUUGGCCCCUUCCAAGUCAUUCUUGCUCAAGAUAUUCAAGAAUUCACGCCAUAUGUAUUCCAAUUGCUUGCACAGCUCUUGGAUUUCCAUACCGGCACCGAACUUUCCGCUGCAUACAUUGCUCUGCUCGACCCACUGCUGAACCCUGCGCUUUGGGAAUACGGUAAUAUUCCUGCUUUGGUUCCUCUUGUCCAAUCUUACUUAUCACGAGGUGUCGACACCAUUUUGGCUCGAAACAAAUUGACGCCAAUCUUGGGUGUGUUCCAAAAAUUGAUGGCUUCCAGACAACAUGAUCAUUAUGGAUUUGGCAUUUUGAAUGCUAUUGUUGUGAAUGUACCUCUCGAUGUCAUAUCCCCAUAUCUACGAGCCAUCGUAACAUAUGUAUUGACUAGACUUCAGUCAAAGACAAACAAAAAAACCGGGCAAAUGGUCCAUGACAAGUUCACCCGUGGCAUGUUGGUUUGGAUUUGUCUUUUCCUCGCACUAGAUAAGCAACCCGGUGGUCCUGAUGUGGUCAUCGAAGCAUUCGAUGCCCUGCAGCCAAGCUUAUUUGCACAAAUGCUCAAUCUCGUUGUUCUUCCUGAGCUGCAAAAGGUCGCAGAGCCUAAAGACCGCAAAACGUGUGCUAUCGGGUUGACAAGAUUAUUGACCCAGAGCGACAAGAUGAUGGCUGAGCCUUAUGUCGGACUAUGGCCAACCAUCUUUACUGCACUUAUAAAGUUGCUUGAACUUCCACAGGAUUUGGCAGGCGACGAUCUGGAUGAGCUUUACACUCUUGAUCUUGAAGAAAGUGGUUAUCAGGCUACUUUUGCCAAACUGGCCACGGCAGCCCCAGUCAAGGAAGACGCCUUUGCAUCGAUACCUGAACCGACUGUUUUCCUUGCCCAAGGCAUUGUAGCCUUGAGCCAAAGGCAUCCUGGCAAAGUUGGCGCUUUGGCCCAACAGAGUGAGGGGGCCAAUGAAUUCUUACCAAAGUACUUCGAACGUGCCAAUCUGAGCAUGGCACAGUUGUCCUAAAUUGAGAUAUUAAAAAAAAAAAUGCGCGAAUUAUGCUGCAAGCCUUUUGCCCUUUACCCCAGCCAACCAAACAACCUUCCCUUUCGACGGACUUUGUAUUGUUUUAUUUUGCAAUCACAUAUCCGUUUGAUAGUGUGAUCUCUUCCCUUACAGACUUUUUCAAAGAACAGAAAUAAAGAUUUAAAUAAAAUAUUCGAAAUUUACAACAUUAAUGUGAUGUAUUGUGUGAUAAAGUUCCAGUGUUCAAUUCCGGCGAGAGAUUGUUUUCUUUUUGGGUGGGAUACCAGUG
Molecule: messenger RNA, 3272 nt
Organism: Umbelopsis ramanniana AG
Lineage: Eukaryota; Fungi; Mucoromycota; Umbelopsidomycetes; Umbelopsidales; Umbelopsidaceae
Exons: 18
Coding region: 32-2983 (983 amino acids)
Biological process (GO): protein export from nucleus; protein import into nucleus
Cellular component (GO): nuclear envelope; cytosol
Molecular function (GO): small GTPase binding; nuclear export signal receptor activity
Source: RefSeq, a predicted model, not a curated record